Molecule: messenger RNA, 2464 nt
Organism: Linum tenue
Lineage: Eukaryota; Viridiplantae; Streptophyta; Magnoliopsida; Malpighiales; Linaceae
Source: the annotation of a GenBank genome assembly
UGUUAGCAACCCUAAAAAAGAACUAUCGCUCCGCCGCGCCGGCUAGCGGAGGGGCCGAAUGGCAGAAGUUCCAAGUCAGAAGUUAGGUGAUAGAUUCUUCCCCGGAGUCGUUCUUUUAUCUCUGUAGAAAGAAUCAUGGAAGAAAUUCCGGAGACCCCCAGACUUCAAGCCGUGCUCGUGAAGCCAGAGUUCGACUCCAUGGAAGGAAGCUCCAAGACGACAACGCAUUCCAAGGUCGUUGUUCUGGCUGACCUCAACGCCUGUCCUCCCGAGGCCGACGCCUUCGAUUCCGUCGAUGUCGCUGCCCUAGAUAUCACCAGAUUGGUCAAUGACGAUAGUCAGGAGAGAGGAAGCUUAACGAGCAAAGAAAUGGAUGGCAUAGAAGGUGAAGCUAAAAAAUUGAACAAGCAAGUGAAGUGCCGGUCGAGAAGUGGCAAGGCAGAAGGGGCGUUUGAGUAUGGAGCUGAUGCAGAUGCGGAUCAACAUGGUCAAAGCUCAGUCUCCUCUCGUGAAGAAAAAGUCAGCAGCCUGAAAACGGGUUUGGUCCAUGUUGCAAGGAAGAUGCCGAAAAACGCUCAUGCUCACUUCAUACUUGGUCUAAUGUACCAAAGGCUUGGACUGCCUCAGAAGGCAGUUUCAGCUUAUGAAAAGGCAGAAGAGAUUUUGCUGCGGUGCGAGGUUGAGGUUGCCAGACUUGAGUUGCUUACGUUGGUUCAAGUUCACCAUGCACAGUGCAUUCUCCUUGAGAAUUCUGCUGACAAUAGUAUGGAUAAAGAACUUGGUGCUGAUGAAAUCGGUGAAGUUCUUUCCAAACUGAAUGAAUCAAUGCAUAAAGAUAUCAGACAAGCGGCUAUUUGGAACACACUGGGUUUGAUACUUCUUAAAUCUGGUCGUCUUCAGAAUGCAGUUUCAGUUUUCUCAGCUUUGUUGGCUGCUGACCCUAACAAUAUUGACUGCCUUGCAAAUUUGGGGAUUGCUUGCCUCCAAAGUGGAGACUUGGAGUUGUCUGCUAAAUGCUUUCAAGAUUUGAUUCUCAAAGAUCAAAAUCAUCCUGCUGCUUUCAUCAACUACGCAGCCAUUCUGCUAUGUAAAUAUGGGUCAGUUGUAGCAGGUGCUGGAUCACGUGCUGGUGAAGGAGCUUCUGUUGAUCAGUUUGAUGCUGCUAAUGUUGCGAAAGAAUGUUUGUUGGCUUCAUUGAAACUGGAUCCUAAGGCUGCUCAUGUAUGGGCUAAUCUUGCUAAUGCCUAUUACAUGACUGGUGACCACAAGAGCUCUAGCAAGUGCUUGGAGAAGGCAGCAAAACUUGAGCCUAAUUGUAUGUCCACUCGAUAUGCUGCGGCGGUCCACCGAGUCAAGGAUGCAGAAAGGUCUCAAGAUCCUAGUGAACAACUCUCUUGGGCUGGAAAUGAAAUGGCUUCGGUGCUGAGAGAAGGGGAUUCAGUUUCAAUUGAGCUGCCAAUUGCUUGGGCAGGACUUGCUAUGGUUCAUAAAGCCCAACAUGAGAUUACAUCAUCAUUUCAGACCGAGCAUCAUGAGUUGGUGGAAGUGGAAGAGCGUGCUUUCUACAGCUUAAAACAGGCAAUAGGGGAGGAUCCAGAAGAUGGCACCCACUGGCACCAGCUCGGGCUACACUGUCUAUGCUCACGCGAGUUUGAAACUGCACAAAAGUAUCUGAAAGUCGCCGUCGCUCGUCUCAGAGAACACAGCUAUGCAUGGUCAAAUCUCGGCAUCUCCCUCCAACUGUCUGGCUCACACUUGUCAGAAGCCGAGGACAUCUACAAACGAGCUCUGUCGCUGGCAAAACCGGAGGAUGCACACGCUAUAUUCUCCAACCUAGGGAAUCUCUACCGGCAGCAAAAGCAGUACGAACGUGCCAAGGCAAUGCUCACCAAGGCUCUCGAUCUUCAGCCAGGGUAUGCUCCCGCGUUCAACAAUCUCGGCCUCGUGUUUGUCGCCGAAGGCAGGUGGGAGGAGGCUAAGUUCUGCUUCGACAAAGCUCUUCAGGCAGACCCGUUGCUGGAUGCAGCCAAAUCCAACUUCAUUAAGGCGAGCGGCAUGCCCAAAAUCCUUGCGGGGUUGUCGUCCUGCCACCUCCACCCCUCGAAACAAGCUUGAGGUAUGUAAUGUAUGUAUGUAUGUAUGUACGGCUUUCCCGUCUUUGGAAUUUCGAGUUAGGGGGUUGUGCGAUGAUAUCGUCCAGGGAUUACAAAUGCAGUUUGUAGAAUACAUAUCCUGCAAUUGCACGCAUCGUCUUGUGUUUACUUGCAGCCAUGUAAAUCUUAUUAGUAUAGAGAAUAGAGAGCGCGUCGGUGUUGUUAUUGUGUUUGAGGAGCAGUUGACAACUUGACAUAUCCCUUCUUCUUGUGUUGCGGGGUUCCUUUUUAACCUUUUGCCUAUUCACGUUUCCUUCCGGGUUCCAGCUUGCGCCCUCUUUUCAUUUAUUACUAUUUUUUUUUUUAAAGAA